CUCUCCUCCUCCUCCUCUCUCGUUUGGAUAUCAACAAACCCUAAAACCGUUAAAACCCUCGUCGUCAUCAGUUCAAUUUUUGAUUGGCUCGAAAACGAGAUGGAACAAGAAGAAGAAGCGUCUGAGAUGGAACUGGAGUUGCAAAAUCCUCAACUUUCUUCAGUGAAGAUGUUUGGGCUCAAGAACUCUAUCCAGACCAACUUCGGCUCCGACUACGUCUUCCAAAUUGUCCCAAAAUUCGAUUGGACAGCUAUUGCGGUUUCGUUAUCUACCAACGCCGUGAAGCUUUACUCCCCUGUCACUGGUCAAUACUACGGCGAAUGUAAAGGUCACUCCGGUACCGUCAAUCAAAUUGCGUUUUCCUCUGGCUCGGCCGCGUCUCCUCACCUUUUGCACUCCUGUUCCUCCGAUGGGACCAUUCGAUCUUGGGACACUCGAACUUUUCAACAGGUUUCGUGUGUUGAUGCUGGUAAUGAUCAGGAGAUUUUCAGCUUCUCCUAUGGUGGUGCUGCUGAUCAUCUUUUGGCUGGUGGGUGCAAAGAACAGCUUCUUCUGUGGGACUGGAGAAACUCAAAGCAAGUUGCUUGUUUAAAUGAAUCUUACAACGACGAUGUCACUCAGGUACACUUUGUUCCUAACCACCCAAACAAGCUUCUUUCAGCUUGCGUAGACGGAUUGAUAUGUCGUUUUAACACUGAAGGUGAUAUCAAUGAGACUGAUCAUCUGGAAUCUGUGAUCAACGUAGGAACUUCAAUUGGCAAAGUAGGUUUCUUUGGGGAUUGCUACAACAAGAUCUGGUGUCUCACUCAUAUAGAAACUCUUAGUGUUUGGAAUUGGGAAGAUGAAAGGUGUGAAAUCAACCUAGAGAAAGCUCGGGAACUCGCAUCUGAUAGCUGGACUCAAGAUAAUGUUGAUUACUUUGUUGAUUGCCAUUGUCCGGGGGGUGAAGACUUGUGGUUGAUCGGUGGAACCUGUGCAGGAACCAUUGGUUAUUUUCCGGUGAAUUGUAAAGGGCCUGGAUCAGUCGGUUCUGCUGAAGCUAUUCUUGGUGGAGGCCACAUAGAUGUAGUAAGGAGCGUUCUGCAGAUGCCAUGCGAGUAUGGAGGCGCUGCAGGGUUAUUUGGAUGGACAGGCGGUGAAGAUGGGCGUCUAUGUUGCUGGAAGUCGGAGGAGAAUCCUACCGAGAUUAACCGGUCUUGGACUUCAAGUGAAUUGGUAGUUAAGCCUCCACGAAACCGCAAGAAAAACAGACACUCUCCUUACUAGAAAACUAGAAGUGUUUCUCUGCGUAUUACGUCUGUAUAACAAGUGAAGAGGACACUCGUCUCUUGCUAUUGAAAAGGCAAAUUGUUUUCCUUAAUGAAAUACUACAGAAAGAUUUCAA
Messenger RNA from Capsella rubella, 1384 nucleotides. Its product is annotated as WD repeat-containing protein 89 homolog. The coding region runs from base 100 to 1266 and encodes 388 amino acids. Gene Ontology annotation, molecular function: protein binding. The record is from RefSeq and is a predicted model, not a curated record. The transcript has 8 exons. NCBI's taxonomy places the organism in Eukaryota, Viridiplantae, Streptophyta, Magnoliopsida, Brassicales, Brassicaceae.